This is a messenger RNA of Homalodisca vitripennis (glassy-winged sharpshooter), 1111 nucleotides long. RefSeq names its product diuretic hormone 45 (gene Dh44). The transcript has 7 exons. Gene Ontology annotation, cellular component: extracellular region. NCBI's taxonomy places the organism in Eukaryota, Metazoa, Arthropoda, Insecta, Hemiptera, Cicadellidae. The coding region runs from base 223 to 762 and encodes 179 amino acids. Gene Ontology annotation, molecular function: hormone activity. The record is from RefSeq and is a predicted model, not a curated record.
GGCGGUGGCGCGGGGGCCGAGUAGCGCGCGCAGGGGUAUAAGAGCAACCCUCGGACAGCGGCAGUGCGACUGUGCUUGUGUGAGCGACCACUACACCGGCAUCGCACCUCCGAGAGAGCGGCUCAGCUGUUGUCCAGAGUUUGCUAUCACCGAUUUGCCAGUAAUUAAACAGAGAGAGCCAACUUAUUGUAUACACAACUGAUUAUUUUCACAGGUGUCCGCAUGGCUGUGCUGCACCCUUACAUCGUGGUGGUGGCGUGCGCGCUGACUACAGGCGUGGCUGCCUACAACGACGAGCACUACCCCAUCCUGGCUCAGUUUCUGGGGGCACCCACCCCAGACUCCGAGACCACUUCCUACCUGCUUCCCCGCCUCGCCCACAAGUACCGACCCUCCGAGGGAGGCUGGAUCGGCGUCACCGACCCUGAACUUUACAUGCUCACCGAGAAAGAGGACGAGGAAACACAAGAGAAUAAACGGCGACUCAAGCGGACCGGACUGGGCGGCGGCCCUUCCCUCUCCAUCGUCAACCCUCUGGAUGUGCUGCGGCAGCGACUGUUACUGGAGAUAGCGCGUCGCCGCAUGCGUCAGUCUGAGGAGAAGAUAGCGGAGAACCGCAAGUGGCUCAAAACCAUCGGCAAGCGAUCCGUGUCCGCCCAGCAGGACGAGGACAGUCUCGAGGAUGCAGCAAACAGACUGGUGUCUGGUGAAGUAACAAGUGGACAGGCUGCGUCGCCGCCUCGCUGGUCGAGCGCUUCGUAGACACCCGCUAUGCUCCCGCGCAGUUUUCGUCGACCCCACCUCAGCAUUUGAUACGUUUCUUUGUAUCUGUAAAUUAGCUUCUAUUGUAAGUAGUGUUAAUGUACAUUUAUUGAUCAAAUUAUUUGUAUUUAUAGAGUAAGGUUUUAACGAAGCUUCUCACCCAUUCCCAUAUGUGGAUAUUUUUCAUAGUUGUGCUAAAUGAUACAAUAUAAAUAUAUAUUUAUUUUAUAUGUUUAUUUAUUAAUGGAUAUAUGAUAAUAUUUUUGUGUAUUGCGUAUUUUUGUUUAUGUGAUAUUGUAAAAAGAUUGUACCUGGAGAAAUAAAAUGUUUGAAGUAUAAUUUCAAACAA